CUUCGAUCAGGUCCCCGAUGCCGAUGUCUGCGAACCAGAACCCGAGCAAGCGUCUCUGCAAAGCUAAGCACCUUGAUUUCUCCCUCUUUGGCCACGUUCAAGAAGUUCUCGUUAAGGUCACGCAGUGCUGGUGAGUCUUAAUUAAAGCACAUCAAUUUAUCACUUGCAUCACAAGAACAUUUACACCAACUUUAGUCUUGAAUCGCUAACCUUUGCAAAGCUCUCUGACUUCGAUGGAGGGGAAGAGGAGAUAUCGGACAUUGACAGAGUAUUCCGCCAUAAAGGUUCCGUGAUGAGGGACGCUGUAGAACAAAAUGCCUUUGGUGUUUUUUAGCAGCUCCUGCAUAUCUGGGUCCUCAGAGGCAUCAAUCAGCAUUCUUUUCACCAGCAAGCCUGGCAGGAAAAUGAAGAAAAAUGUCAAAAAUGGAUAUAGUUAUAACACAAGCCUCGCAAAGACGUGGCGUACCUCCCAUACUGUGAGCUACCCAGACCACCGGCCUGUCGCCAACCCCUGCCAUCUUCAGCUUGUUGAGCAGCUCUCGACUCCUGCUGGCCAAGGACUUUCUGCAGAGAGAAAAGUUGGCGAGAGCGCGAGCUGCAUGGGACGCCUGCAUGACGUGAGGAGACUGCAUCACCUCGGCCAGGACUGACACCCACCCUUGAGGUUGGUCAAGACAAAACGGCAUUAUACAACAGUGCGUUCAAAAAUAGGCUAUACACAUAAUCCUGUCUUUUAAUAAAAGACAGUAAACAUGGGCAUAUUUCAGACAUAGUUGCAAAUGGUGAUUAAUUUAUUUCAAAACUGGGAUUAAUCCGAUUAAAAAAAAAAAUCAUUUAACAGAAAAGCUUAAAAACAUAAGUGCUAACAUAAGGUACAAUAUGACUUACCAGACUGAACGAUGGCCUUGUGAGCGCUGUCAUUGAGCGCCAGGUUCCCGAUGAUUCGCACAAUGUUCCUCUGAAUCUUCUGGGAGUCACUCCUUAGCUGGUAAACUCUCUGAAGAAGCAUGAGACCCCCGUUGGACACUAUGUGGUCACAGUGGCUUUGAACCUGCAGAGCAUAAAAGCAAAGUUAAUACUUAGUAUGGUUUACCUUAAGUAAGUUGGGUCAUUCCAUUUAUCUGACCUUGGAGUGCUGGACUAGGGCCUGUAGGCAGAAGGACUCCACCUUCUCAGAUGGGACAGAAGUCAGACUCUGAGCGUAGGGCAACCCGUUGCCACCAAAACACCACAGGCCGCCCUGAAACAAAGCAUUUGAAGAGUCAAGGAUUGUUGGAAUAAUUGUACAUAAAGUUAUCCUAUUUUUACUAUAUUCUUAUGACCUAUUUUUACUAUAUCCUUAUGACCUAUUUUUCUUAUGACCUACAAACAUUUCGUAUCACCCACAUAACAAAGUAAGAUUAACUCUGUACAUGUGUUUCAUAUCACUCACAUAACAAUGUAAGAUUAAUGCUGUGACGCCUGCACUUGUGGUGUACAUCAUGAUUAAGGGAAAACAGAACAUGACAGAACAUUCCUUAGCAGAUAGUUUUAACACCCUCAGGGGACAUAGGCACGGGUCAGAAGUAGAUAUGACCUCAAAGGGUAUGUGUGUGUGUGUGUCCGGAGAAUCACAUGCCAAGGAUGAGCUAUCUACACAUAUGGAUAACAUGUUGUGCAAAGAAACUGGUUUCAACUAGAAUGAUUAAACCCCCCUUCCCUCAGCUAUUUGAUUGUACAGGGCCUUCCUUCAAUAAAAAGGCAAGAGGGCAGGAACUGCUUCAGAGUGAGGUGGCGAAUUGUUACUGAACGGUUCCUGAUCACUCUCCUUGCAAGUAAAAAGAAACUCAUCUCUCUGCGUCUUCUUUUGUACAAGCAGUGUUUUUCUACAAGUGUCGGGGUUUAAACCUGACAUUUUAUUGGUCCUUCGAGCCGGAUUCCAAGACACCUGACGAUCCCAGCGGGCAAGCGAGAUCCAGGCAAGACUGUGGCCACAGCAUUAAUACCCUUUCCGGGACUGGUCCCUCUCUUGCGGGCUGGGAUCCGACGGUUGAAGGAAAUCCAGAGACGCAGAGAUUGUGAGUACAAAUUUUGUUUAAAAGGAAUGGAUGUGUGAAAAAGUAAAAUAGACAAACCCUGCAGGUCAGAAAAAGUAAAAUAGAGGGUUCUGAAGACAAACCCUGCAGGUCAAAAAAGUAAAAUAGACAAUAAAAGAACUUUAAAGAGAGGGUUCUAAAGAAAACAGAGAAAAGAAUAAAAAAAUAAGUGAAGACAAACCCUGCAGGUCACAAAGGUGAAAUAGACAAUAAAAGUACUUUAAAGAAAACAGAGAAAAGAAUAAAAAAAGUAAGUGUACCAAACCCUGACAAUUCUAGGCUCUAUCAGGUCCGACAGUUAAAUUCCGUAGGUGGAGUAGACGCCCCUAGUUGAAGCAGACUAGUUAAAUUCUACAUAGGAUGGCGGAGUCCUCUGGGCGGUAAAAAUAAAAGGCGCGCGCAGUGUGAGUGUGUGAAUGUGUGAGUGUGUGAAUGAAAAUACAAUUACCACUAGGUAACUGUGUUUUAUACCAAACCAACAAGAAGCAAAUGGUGAGCCUUUGUGGAUGCUUGUAGGCAAGAAAAUUCCACCUGAAAAGGUUGAAGAGAAUUUUACCACAAAAGGUUGUUGAUCACCAUCUUGUUGAAAAUAACCCCAGUGUUAGAACACGACAGGUGUUAAGAACCACUGGGUCCAAAUUUAGUUCAAAAUGGGGAAGGGACAAAGUAAAGAAAAACAACUGGAAAUAUGCAAAUGUGCGGCCCACACAACUGGAACUGACCCAGUAUCAAAAGGAAAUGCUUUUGCAGACAAAACAGCCAAAGAAGCAGCACAAAAAGAAAAACAACAGAUAGAGCAGAAAGUGAAGGUUGUAAAAAGGAAGAGUCAUAAGAUAGUAAGGGAAAUUUUACUUCAUGAGUAUCAGAAAGAUGAAGAAAAAGUAAUGAAGGAGAAAGACUCAGACACAUUUUAUACACGAAAGGAAGGUAACGAAAGAAGGGUCAUGCCAACUCGGAGAAGAUUUGGAGGAAGCGGUAGAGGAACAGGUAGACAGAAUAUACAAAACUAUCCCAACAAUGCUAGAUGUUGGAAUUGCGGUGAAGAAGGUCACUUCUCCCGUGAUUGUGUCAAAGGCCAGUACAAAAGGAACCAAAAGCGAUAUUCAGCACGACUAGGCUUGUCUUAACAAAUACAACCAGAACCAAAUGAUGAACCAGUAGUAUAAUUACAAGUACAACCAAAUAAAACUAAAUUCAUAUGAAGGAAUAAAACCAGCAAUAGAAGAUUUGUUAAAAAAUUUUAAGUCUUAGUAGAAUGCGAUAACCCACCACGUAAUAUCCCUAUUUUCCCAGUGAGAAAAGUGCCACUCUCUGUGGGAUGGAGAAUGAUAAAGGACAAGUUGUAAAUCAAGCUGUGGUGGCAAGAGCACCUUGUGUGCCUGACCCACACACAUUGUUAAAUUCUUUACCAACAGAUGUCACAUGGUUCACCGUAGUAGACAUCAGGCAUUCUUCUCCAUUCAAAUAGAGAAAGAAAGUUCAGGUUCGCAUUUAUGUUUGCAGAAAGAAUAAAAAACAAAUAGAUAUAUAUAUAAUUUAUUCACAAGCAAUGAUGGCCAGUAUGUCCACGUUCGAACCCCCAAAUGGAAGCCAGAAAUUAUUAUAUGUAGAUGACAUCCUACUAGCGUCACAAGAUAGGAAGUCAUGUGAAGAAGACAAUAGCCUUAUUGCACCAUUUAGCGAAAGAAGGCCAUAAAGUGAGUAAAGACAAACUACAAUUUUGUAAACAAUCAGUGAAGUAUUUAGGCCAUCAGUUGACAGGACAAGGGCGAACCAUUCUAACAGACAGAAAACAAGCAAUCUUGAACGAAGCUCAACCACAUUUAACACUUGAGCGAUGCACCACGCUCAACCCAGCUACCCUUCUACCAUUCCCUGAGGAAGGCCAACCACAUGAUUGUUAUGAGCUAACAACACAAACUGCAAAGUGUACACCAGACCUAUUAGAUCAGACACUAACAUAAAGGGGUGAUUUGGUAGAUGGUUCCUCAAAGAAAAAUUAUUUGGGAAAAACAAUAACAGGCUAUGCAGUCUUAGCGCUUACAGAAGCAUGCAAAUUAAUGAAAGGUCAAAAGGUGACAAUUUAUACUGAUAGCCAAUAUGUAUAUUCAACAGUACAUAUCUUUGCACAAUAUUGGCAAAACAGAGGUAUGACAAUAUCAACGAGAAAACCAGUAACUCAUGCAGGAUUAUUAACAACUUUACUAGAAGCAGUGCAAUUGCCAAAACAAAUUGCUGUAUGUAAAUGCACGGCACGUACUAAUAAUUCGGAUCCAAUAUCUUUAGGAAAUAUGUUCGCUGAUAAAAUGAUAAAACAAGCGGCACUAAAGGAACUGAACCAUCUUAACACAGAAAAAAUUACAAGUACACUUUGAGAUCCUGGCAGACAUUUAACAACAGAGUCCAAAGCAAGAAAUUGACCACUGGCUAAGGAAUAAAGCAACCCUGGACAAAAAUGUUAAUAUGUCGAUAGAUAAUAAAACAAUCUUGAAGAAAAAAAUUUUUUUUUGCAUAAGUGGGACGCUAUUUUGAGCCAUGGUUUUACACAUGUCUCAACAGGAGGGAUAUGUGAUAUGUGCCAUGCCACACUAUUAACACCCACUUUACUACGUAUGGAUUUUUGUAUUUUUGUAGGAUUUAAUUCUUAUUUAAAAAAUUUUUUGUAGAGCAUGUUUAGCGUGUGCAAAACACAAUGCCCAGGGCAGCUUGCGACCUCGGCGUGGCCAAUUUCAAAAACCACAAUACUUAUUUCAAGAAAUACACAUGGACUUCAUUGAACUCAACAACAGUGAAGGGAAAAAAUUCUGUUUCGUGAUAAUAGACUCAUUUUCAAAAUGGAUAGAACUGUCCUACAAAACAUCCAGAUGCACUAACAGUAGCUAAAACUCUAUGCAAAGACAUAAUUCCACGCUAUGGUAUUCGAAAAAAAAUUUACAGUGAUAAACUAUGACUAAAUUAUGCAUCUCCAUCUUAGUUUUUACCCUAACUGUACCUAUUUGCGUCAUGAUAAUAGCAUUGUGGUAUCUGCUGUAGAUUUGUAGCUCCUCAACGACCUUCAGAGGAAGUCCGGCUACAAAGGGGGCUGUAAUUCUAGUUUGCAGUCGUCUCAAACCGGUGAAGAUUGUCCACAACUCUGUUGCGUCAUUAGGAGGGGUUGCAGGUCUGCAGGUAAGAUGAUCACUCAGACGCAUAAAAAAAAUAAUAAUAAUAAUUAAUUAGCAGCAGUAGGGGGACUGAUCGGAAUAAUAAUAGUAAUGUCACUGCUACUAUGGGAAAAGAAUCUUAACAUGCAGAAAAGAAGGGUGGGGGACCCUAACCAAUCACAAGCACAGGUCAACAAAAACCUUGGAUAAUUAAGUGGGCAUACAACAACUCCAUAUGUAUGACCAUAGCCACAAAUUCGACUACCGAACUCCAAAUACCCAUAUCAUCGUUAAAAGGAUUUACAAAUAGACAUCAGGUGUCAGGGGAGACAUAUGCUGGUUACUGGUGGUAUGUUACUGGACACGUGUUAGAUUUAAGUUGGGACACAUUGAUUACCACACAGGAAGGUGAUUACUGGGCACCUGGUACCACAUUAGAAGCCAAGUAUUUCCAUAAUAAAAUUAUGAUAAAGAAACAUGGGGCCAUGUUAAGUAUGACAUUUGCCUUUAGCUCAGCUAAGCUCAACCCAUAUGACCGGCCAUUGGGCACUAUUUUAAAUACCUCGUGUUGGGGUUUCCUUUUAUGGGCCUACUCUUCUGGGGCAGAUCCCUACUUUCCUAUAAUUAUUUGUGAAAAUCAAACCAUGACCCCUGCUGAAAUGCCAAUCACAAAUAACUACACACGUCACGCUGGAGUUAAAAUAGCCGUAAUUCGAAAUGCAGAUGAUUGGUUUCAGGUCAUUACGGGCAUCUCACAACAAAGUAAUAACUGGCUGCUGCUAGUAGAACAGGCAGCAAACAUGUCAAAUCAAGGAGAUUGUGUAGUAUGUAUGGAGGCCAGACCACUAUUACAAGUUGUGCCCUCGGCGCUAAGUAAACAAUGCCUACUUGACGUAAUGAAUAACACCUUACCAUCAGUCAACUGUUUAUCAUGGGAUAAGAUUUAUCCACUGACUUCUGCUGAAAAACGAAAACCAAUAUUCUCUAACAAAGUAGCAGCAGGAAAUUUCUCUUGCGUAAAAAGAAUCGGUAAGGGCCGUAGAUUGGGCAAAUUAAAAAGAACCCAAUGUCACCAAGUACAAACAGUAGACAAAACGUUCAGACCAAAAUCCCGCAGUGACAUCUGGUGGUGGUGUGGGGAUGAUAAAUUGUAUGAUAGAUUACCAUACGAUACCACAGGACUUUGCGCUUCGGUAUCACUGAUCUUGCCAGUAUCAGUUAUUCAAACCUCCAUCGCCAAUCUAUUGACCACAGUAAACAGUGUUCUCCCCCAUUCCUGGAAAACCAAAACAAAAAGAUCAACAACAGGAUGGAGUGCAAAGGAUCCAACCUACAUAGACAGCAUAGGGGUACCGAGAGGAGUCCCUGAUGAAUACAAAUUAGUCAACCAGAUAGCAGCAGGUUUUGAAUCAUCGAUUUGCUGGUGGUGCACAAUUAACAAAAAUGUAGACAGAAUCAACUACAUCCACUAUAACGUGCAGAAAUUAGGAAACAACACUGAAAGAGGGUUCUCCGCCAUCCAUGAACAACUGUCAGCUACCUCCCUCAUGGCUUUCCAAAACAGAAUUGCUGUUGACAUGCUCUUGGCGGAGAAGGGCGGAGUAUGUGCCAUUUUUGGUGAUCAGUGCUGCACGUUCAUUCCGAACAACACGGCAGCGGACGGGAGUCUCACCAAGGCCUUAGAAGGUCUAAGGUCCCUUAACAGCAAGAUGAAAGACCAUUCUGGAGUUGACACGUCAAUGUGGGGUGGUUUUGGAGACGUAUUUGGCAAAUAUAAACAACUGAUAAUGUCAGUUUUGAUGUUAGUCGCUGUAUUUGCAGCUAUUCUCACCUUAUGUGGAUGUUGUUGCAUUCCCUGCAUUAGAGUUUUGUGCACCAGGCUAAUCACCACUGCUAUCCAACCAAUUAAGCAAGAGGUGUCAAAAAUGUAUGCCCUCCUUACUCCAAAAGGGGAGCCCCAAGAAGACAGCUACGAUGAAGACACCGAAACUGAAGAGAUACAUGACAAAACAUCAUGGCAUUUUCAGGACUUGUUUUCCGAUCCAGGAGAUUAUGCAGCUGACCUCUGAGUGUACCUUUUGCGCUAUGGGACUGAAGAGGUCAACGGAGGAUGGGAGAAUAUAGUGCAAAAUGAAUAAACAGGAGGGAAAUGUUGGAAUAAUUGUACAUAAAGUUAUCCUAUUUUUACUAUAUUCUUAUGACCUAUUUUUACUAUAUCCUUAUGACCUAUUUUUCUUAUGACCUACAAACAUUUCGUAUCACCCACAUAACAAAGUAAGAUUAACUCUGUACAUGUGUUUCAUAUCACUCACAUAACAAUGUAAGAUUAAUGCUGUGACGCCUGCACUUGUGGUGUACAUCAUGAUUAAGGGAAAACAGAACAUGACAGAACAUUCCUUAGCAGAUAGUUUUAACACCCUCAGGGGACAUAGGCACGGGUCAGAAGUAGAUAUGACCUCAAAGGGUAUGUGUGUGUGUGUGUCCGGAGAAUCACAUGCCAAGGAUGAGCUAUCUACACAUAUGGAUAACAUGUUGUGCAAAGAAACUGGUUUCAACUAGAAUGAUUAAACCCCCCUUCCCUCAGCUAUUUGAUUGUACAGGGCCUUCCUUCAAUAAAAAGGCAAGAGGGCAGGAACUGCUUCAGAGUGAGGUGGCGAAUUGUUACUGAACGGUUCCUGAUCACUCUCCUUGCAAGUAAAAAGAAACUCAUCUCUCUGCGUCUUCUUUUGUACAAGCAGUGUUUUUCUACAAGUGUCGGGGUUUAAACCUGACA
This is a messenger RNA of Doryrhamphus excisus (bluestripe pipefish), 7991 nucleotides long. NCBI's taxonomy places the organism in Eukaryota, Metazoa, Chordata, Actinopteri, Syngnathiformes, Syngnathidae. The record is from RefSeq and is a predicted model, not a curated record.